This is a messenger RNA of Staurois parvus, 738 nucleotides long. Lineage: Eukaryota; Metazoa; Chordata; Amphibia; Anura; Ranidae. The record is from the annotation of a GenBank genome assembly.
AUGUGUUUUUUUUUUUGGUCUUUUUCCAGGAAAUUUUAUUACAUCACAUUGUUACGAGAUCCUGUCUCACGGUAUCUUAGUGAGUGGCGGCAUGUACAACGAGGAGCCACUUGGAAGACAUCACUUCAUAUGUGUGAUGGAAGGACACCAACGCCGGAGGAGCUGCCGUCCUGUUAUGAAGGCACAGACUGGUCAGGGUGCACAUUGCAAGAAUUCAUGGAAUGUCCCUACAACCUGGCCAACAAUCGCCAGGUUAGGAUGUUAGCGGACCUCAGCCUUGUAGGAUGCUAUAAUAUGUCCUUUAUUCCAGAAAACAAGCGAGCUCAGAUCCUUCUGGAGAGCGCCAAAAAGAACCUAAAGGACAUGGCGUUUUUUGGCCUCACGGAAUUCCAGAGAAAGACUCAGUAUCUCUUUGAGAGGACUUUUAAUCUGAAAUUCAUCAGGCCUUUCAUGCAAUACAACAACACUCGGGCAGGUGGGGUUGACUUGGACAAUGGCACUAUCCAAAGGAUUGAGGAGCUUAACGACUUAGACAUGCAGCUGUAUGACUAUGCAAAGGACCUCUUUCAGCAGCGCUAUCAGUUCAAGAGGCAAGUGGAGAGAAUGGAGCAGCGCAAAAGGAAUCGGGAAGAGAGACUUCUGCAGAGGUCUAACGAGGCUUUUGCCAAGGAAGAAGCUGAGGACCAAGUGCGCUGGCCUACAGAAGACUACAUGAGCCAUAUUAUAGAGAAAUGGUAG